Condylostylus longicornis is the source of this 2694-nucleotide messenger RNA. RefSeq lists its product as uncharacterized. Gene Ontology annotation, molecular function: sequence-specific DNA binding. Bases 504 to 2618 code for a protein of 704 amino acids. The transcript has a single exon. The record is from RefSeq and is a predicted model, not a curated record. Lineage: Eukaryota; Metazoa; Arthropoda; Insecta; Diptera; Dolichopodidae.
UUUUAUCGAUAUUAAUUUUUCGAGUUAUUUGGAAAAAAUUAUAAAAAUUUUUGGGAAAUCUUAAUUUAAUUAGAAUUCAGAAAACCGUUCCAAGUCGUAGCAAACUAGUUUUCUAUUAGACUCCGUUAAUUCAUAAGAAUAAUGUAACAUUUUGACGAAUGUUAAACAAUGAAAAAAAGUUAACUAAUAUUUUUUAAAAUUAUGUGCAAAAGUGCAAAGAAAGUGAUUAAAUUUAUAUAAAUCUUUCAUGUUUGAACUUAUCUAACAAUUAAUUAAAAUAUUAAAUAUAAGUAUAUUUCCCGGUAUUUUCAUUAUUACAAAAAGAAAAACAUUAAAGGUUAUUGUUUUUCACUGAUAAUCUAGUGGAUUUCGAUUUUCAUAUUAAAAAUAAUGAUUUUUAUAAUUUAAACGUUGAAGAAAAAAAUAUUGGUGUUUUGGUAUAUACAAUCUAAUUUUUAUUUGUUUUUAAUAAACAUAACUAACUUUUCUCUACUGGUACAAAUAUGGUGCGAAAAUGUUCUAUUCCUGGCUGUAAAUCAAAUUAUGAUUCCACACCAAAGCAUGUUUCUACUUUUCAAUUUCCAACUGAUAAACGUUUACGAAAAGCAUGGAUCAAUGCAAUCCCAAGGGAAAAUUGGGUACCAAGUAAACACAGUGCCGUGUGUUAUUUGCAUUUUGCAGAAGAAUGUUUCGCUAAAAAACCAAAUAAGCGAAGACGUCUAAAAGAUGACGCUAUACCAACCAUAUUCAACAAUUAUCCGGCAUGCUUAUCAAAAAUAUUACUUUGUAAUACUAGCUUGAAAGUUGUUAAAAGAGAAGUUCCUCUUAAAAACGACGAUGAAAUAAAUGAUUUUGAAAAUUUCUUAAGUAAAAUCGAUGAAAAUGUUAAAUUUGACGGGUGGCUAUUGUACAAAAAUAGUUCAUAUGUUGUUUUAUAUUUUUUGAAAGAAGAGAGCCAUUUCGGAUGCAAGUUUAAAUAUAGAAUAAAAAUUGAUAGCAAUUUAAAAGUCAGUUGCUUUUCAGAGAUAACAGAGAUACCAGUGAGAAAAUUUGAAAAUGUAUUACCUUUAGACAUGAAACUUACACUUUGGUCUCAAUUAAAAAAGUUAAUAAUAUUUUUUGAUUCUAAUUCCGACAUAGUAGAUCAAGAGCUUGAUUCUCAGUCUAACCUGCUGGGACAAGCUUUACGUUAUCUUAAUAAUUUCAAAAAAGCGAAUAGUUCAUUUAAAAAGUCAAAACAGUUGGACACUGUCAUCGAUCAAAUUAAGUUAUUAAUUAUGAAAAUACCAAGAUAUAGUUGUGAAACUAUAGUUAUGUCCUUUUUAAUAUUUGCACAUUCUAAAUCUACGUAUUUAAUCCUUAGUGAGUUUCUUACUUUACCGUCGAAGCGGCAUCUUCAAAGAUUAUCUUCAACACUACACUCCACUCCCACUUACAGAAAUGAUGAAAAUGAUGAUGAGUAUAUAGCAGAUAUUUCACAAUCUUUAACAGAGAGAGAAAAAAUUGUAGCAAUUUUAAUAGAAGAAAUACAUAUAGAUCAAUACAAAGUAAAUACUGUUCCGGUAAAAUCUGAUGCUGAAAAAGCGAAUAGCCCCACCAAAUCUUCGAAAAAAACUAAAACGAACAACGCUUCUGGAAAACCUGAUGCUGAAAUAUUAGAGACCUCAAACAAAAACAAUUCAGAAAAGGCAGAUUCAGAAAAAGCGAAUAAUGCCCCUAAAACUGCUAAAACAAUUUUAGCUUAUAUGGUAAAGUCUGUAUUUGGUAAUUUUAAAAAAAUUAUUCGAUUAUAUCCAGUUGCAAAUCCUACAGAGGAUUACUUAGUAAAAACUACUAAGAGUGUAAUUGAUAUUGUUCAAAAUAAAGGGUUCCAUGUUUUAGUAAUUAUUUCUGACAAUAUUAAAACUAAUCAAGGCAUGUAUAGUAUUCUGACAGGAGAGAAUGAAAAUUUUUUUCCAAAUCCAAAUGGGAAAGGGAAUAUUUAUUUGCUUUAUGACACUGUUAAUUUAUUCAAAAAUAUUAGAAAUAACUGGAUGUACGCCCCAAAUAUGACCUUCUUGUUUUCCGAUUUCGAUACACAUGAAAUGAAGCAUGCAAAUUUUGCCCAUAUUCGGGAGCUAUUUCAACAAGAAGAAAGCUAUUUAAUUAAAAAAGCAUAUAAACUAAAUAAGAAAACAUUGUUUCCAUCAAGGAAUCAACGACAAAAUGUUGAGUUAGUUGAUAAUAUCUUCCAUCAUUCUACAAUCGAAACUUUAAAAGAAAUUGAAAAAAUGCAAUCAACUGCAGAUUUUUGCGAAGUUAUUAAGAAAUGGUGGGAUAUUUGUAACACUAAAGAAAAAUUUUCUGGAGAUGAAACAAAUGAUGAAUGGAACUACGAAAUUAGUGAGGUAAAUGAUUUUCGUCUCAGUUUUUUGACAAAAUUUUGUGAUUGGUUAUCAGUUUGGAAUUUUAAUGAAAACAAUUCUAGAUUAUCAAAUGAUACCUUUAACGGUUUAGUAUUUACAACUAAAACAUUGAUAGAUAUAGUUAAUUUAUCGCUUACAGAACUUAAUAUAGAUUAUAUAUUAUUGGGAAAGUUUCAAAGUGAUGAUUUAAAAUUAAUAUUAAAAGCAGAGUAAAAUUGCAUUUAAAGUAACAUGAAAUUGUAUUCAUUUUGUCAAUUAAUUUUUGAAAUAAACAAUGUGCUGUAUAUUU